Messenger RNA from Colossoma macropomum (tambaqui), 3377 nucleotides. It is a transcript of the gene efemp1, whose product is annotated as EGF containing fibulin extracellular matrix protein 1. Bases 489 to 1865 code for a protein of 458 amino acids. Gene Ontology annotation, molecular function: calcium ion binding. The record is from RefSeq and is a predicted model, not a curated record. The transcript has 10 exons. Lineage: Eukaryota; Metazoa; Chordata; Actinopteri; Characiformes; Serrasalmidae.
AUAUAGCACCAAAAUAGGUUCUCAUAUUGUUAUAAUGUCAACAUUGUCACAGCAGCAGAACCCUUUUUGGUGCCCUAUAGAACCAUUUUCAAAGAGGUUCCGUAUUGAACAACACAUUCAGGACCACUUUACCAUGCCAAGAACCAUUUCACCAUGCAGUGUUUCUACACAGAACUCGUGGUUCUAAACAGAGAGGAAAUCAGAACCAUCUUUUUGAAGUAUCUAUAUAUAUACACACUUUUUCCCUCGGUGCUCUGGGCUUAUCGCCUCCUGCGCCCUGAUUGGCUCGCUCCGUCUCGCUGGAUCCUCCGAGCCAAUCCCGGUGCGGGGGGCGGGGUUCUCUCGGAAUACGGGUGGUAAAAACAACAAAAAAACUCUCCGCGAUGUUAAUAAGGGGUAUUAAAACGUCGUAGAGAGCGGCGAUAAAAGCGCGACCCCGAGCUUCUCUCCGCUUCUCCCUCACGGCUCCUCUGUGUUUCAGAGCUACGAUGCUGGGACUCUGCGUGAUAAUGGCAGUGCUGGCCCGCGCCGUCGCGCAGGACGCGGAGGAACCUGUCUCCUACACGUGCACGGACGGCUACGAGUACGACCCCGUCAGACAAGUGUGCAAAGACAUUGACGAGUGUGCCAUUGUGGCCGACGCCUGCAAAGGGGGUAUGAAGUGUGUGAACCACUUCGGCGGCUACCUCUGCCUGCCCCAGAACGCGCAGAUCUUCGUGAGCAGUGGUGAUGAGCCCUCUCAGCCCGCUGAGCCCAGCGCACCCGCCAACCCUCCCCCACAGAGCCCGGGCCAGGGCCAGGUUCCGACAGGCCGGACUCAGGGUGCCAGUCGCAGGGUGCCGUCUUCUAGGAUUCUCCGCUGCACGUCUGGCUUCACCCUGGACGAGCAGAACUACUGCAGAGAUAUAGAUGAGUGCACGACAGGAAGGCACACGUGCAGUGCGGAUCAAAUCUGCUAUAACACCCGAGGCUCCUUUCUUUGCCAGUGUCAGCCGGGCUACCAGAAGAACGGUGACCAGUGUGUAGAUAGAGACGAGUGUCUCCUGUCUCACUACUGCAUGCACAGAUGCGUGAACACGCCCGGUUCGUACUACUGCGAGUGUAACAGCGGCUACCAGCUUGCCAGCAACAACCACAGCUGUGUGGAUGUGAACGAGUGUCAGGUCAGUCAGCCGUGCGAGCAUCAGUGCCACAACCUCAUUGGCUCAUUCAUCUGCCAGUGUAACCGGGGCUUUGAGCUGGCUCCGGACUCCGUCUCCUGCAUAGACAUCGACGAGUGCGCCUACUCUCCCUACAUGUGCCAGUACGCGUGCAUCAACACCCCGGGCGAAUAUUCCUGCACCUGCCCCGAUGGAUACCAGCUCCAGGGAACAAGAAUGUGUCAAGACAUUAACGAGUGUGAAACAGGCCAUGAAUGCACCGAGGAGGAGAUGUGCUGGAACUACUUUGGAGGCUACCGGUGCUACCCCCGAAAUCCCUGCCCGGAGCCUUAUGUGCGCACGACGGAAAACCGAUGUGUCUGCCAGCCCACCGCUGCAUGUCGCGGCAUUCCACAGUCCAUCGUUUAUAAGUACAUGAGCAUUCACUCGGAUCGCACCGUACCAGCAGACAUCUUCCAGAUCCAAGCCACCAACAUCUACCCCAACACGCACAACACCUUCAGGAUCAGAGCCGGCAACGAAGGAGGGGAGUUCUUCCUGAGGCGUUCCAGCAACGUCAGUGCAAUGCUGGUGCUGACCAAGUCCCUAGAGGGCCCUCUGGAGCUGAUCGUCGAUCUCGAGAUGAUCACUCACCACACCGUCACAAACUAUCGCACCAGCUCAUUAUUACGGCUCACCAUCAUCGUAGGACCGUACGCCUUCUAAUGGUCACCAUAACCGCCGCUUCACAUGUUUAAACAUAUCCAGUACGCUACAAUCUAGCUCCCCACUGCAACAAUGGCUAGACAUUACAAACUGCUUCAUCGGGUGCGGGUUGAGAGUCUUUACGGUGUUAAUGCUGAAAUCCAAAGACAGCUGUAGUUGACCCCUCAGCUAUCUUUUGGAACAGCUUAAAAAGUAUGUUGAUCUGAAAGCGGCCCACAACCCUGUAGAAGUUAGAAAGCUAACCAAAAAAAGUCUUAGAAACUUCCAUAGUCUUAACGGUGGAAGUGCAUGUUUGACAGGUCCAGGACAGGAUAAGUAUGUUAUGAACUUCUGUUAAAGAAUGUAAGGUAGUGUCUCCACGGCGACAGGGAUUGAGCUGCAGUUGAGACCCAGCAGCAAGGUAUAACCAUCAAAUGGUGUAGUUGCUUGUUUCCUCAUUGAAGUUAAUGCAGAUAAAUUGUGCAGGUUAAAAGAACUUUUUUUAGGUUUUACAUUUUACGCAAUUGACUUAUUGGUGAUAAAAACAACACCAGUAGUUGUUUGGCUAUUCGUAUCAAAAACUGGCACCAAAUCUCCUGCUUCGUAUGUAGUUUGAGCUAUCAGUAAGUAGGAAAUGAAUAAAUAUGAAAUAAUUAGCAAAUCCAUGGAUAUCUUCUUUUAAAAGGCGGUUGAACGGUUUGAAAAAUUGGUGGAGUCAUCAAACCAGCCAUUCAGAGUGGUUUGACGUGCAGUGGUUCACGGUGGGGAAGCUUUCUGCUUUCUUCACAGUGGUGAUAGAAAACGGGUCAAAAUAUUGACACAAGUUUAUUUUAUUUACCAUCGAAAACCACCAGUGAACCUACAUAAGUGUUCAUAUGGAAUGUUGAGGAUGGAAAAAUGUUAAAUCUGGAAAAACAAGUUUUCCUUGGGUACUAUUUUGCCUCAUAGCACCCUUCCCACCAUAAAUGGAGGCCCGAAUCUUGUCUCAAAACUAUCGUGAAAGGCAUCAGACAGCACCUUAGUUACCAUUUCAUUCAAUGCCUUUCUGUGAGGGAGCUUUUAGAGGUGGACGUCUGGUUCCUAUCACCACCAGUGUGAACAGUUCGUACUCUAGAAAGACGCAUUUCACAUGAAACCACUCUGAAUGACUUUCUUUACAUCUUACAGAUGGAAUUAUCCAGAAACGCUGGAAUUUCCUUGUAAUUUCACCCUAUUUACUCAUAGCUCACUGGACUUAAGAGGGGGGGAGUAACUCUUCAGUGCCCCCUGUCCGUUCCAAUGUCUUCUCCCCCCUCACCAUUGAGCAAGGCGUUGUCAGGCAUCAGGAUUAAUAAGGUGAAGUCAUGUUUGAUGGGGGACGAACUGCUAUGUGUUGAGGUAUUUUCAAAUCUACACAAGCGCUUGAUGAAAGAGUUAGCCGGAGCUGUUUAUGUGCUUGGAUGAUGCCACUUUAAUAAAGCCAGAUUAGUUUCCUAUUCAUUUGAACGCCGCUCUUUAACUACUCUCAGUGGCAAACAGGCAACAGAACAAAAA